GUUUGGAUGCCAUUCCGCCUUACGUCAUUGUUUGAAAACUUCUGGACGUUGUCUGAGGAAAGUGGAGCUGCUGUCAUACCUCUGGUUACAGGAAGAAAAACACUUCACUCUCUGAUGCUUGUCUGGACUAGCAACGUCACGACUUCCGCCUACUUCCAAGAAGCUUGGAACAUGUGACCCGAAGGAACUGGGCCAUUUUGUGAAGGUCAAGUGGCGAACUGGUGCAACGUGGCUUCCUACCUAGUCUGGUCAGAGAAGUUUUGUAGACAUCUGUAACGUUAACAUUUAGACAGGUGCUGCCCUUGAUCACAGUGGCACAGUCUAAGAACCAUUACAAGUCGGACAGCCUGAACCUUUACAGUUUUGCUAGUUGGUCUGUGAAACUGACGAAGCUUCCAUGGGUCUGAGUCAGGGUGAAGUACUUGUUGAAUGUUGAGAGACUCGUUAAUUCAUUUGUGAAGAAGACCACACCGGCCAUCUGUAAGUGUAACAAAUCGGGUAACCAACUCUGCCAACAGGUUUCCCGUGUAUAUUCAUCUCUGCCAUAAAAGAACAGACAGACAUAACAAUAUCCGGGAGCCAUGAAUUCCAACCACAGGAUGGUGGGGAGGCGGAGGUCCUCGGAGGCGAAGCAGUACGACAUGUUACUCCGGGUCCUGCUGAUCGGAGACUCCGGCGUCGGGAAGACAUGUAUCCUCUACCGCUUCGUGGAGGACGACUUCACCAUGUCACACAUCUCAACGAUAGGAACCUUGCCAUUGGGUACAUGCCAGCUAAGGAAUGUAGGAGUGUUAGGAUGACACAUGGGUCAGGAAUCGACUUCAAGCUGAAGACAGUGGAAGUAAAUGGCAAGAGAAUCAGAGUACAGAUAUGGGACACUGCUGGACAAGAAAGAUAUGAAACUAUCACCAAGCAAUAUUACAGGAGAGCACAGGGAGUUUUGCUGGUUUAUGAUGUGACCAGUGAAAAAUCUUUCACCAACAUCUCCAAGUGGGCCAACGAUGUUGAUGAGUAUGCACCAGAGGAUGUGGAGAGAAUGUUAAUAGCAAACAAGAGUGAUGAUCGGGACUGGAGAGUCAUCUCCAAACAACAGGGACAGAAGCUUGCUGACCUGUAUCGAAUGUCAUUCUUUGAAACCAGUGCCUACAGGAAUGUCAACAUAAAGGAGGCCUUCCUGGCUCUUACCAACAACAUUAUCCGGAGACAGGGUAUCAUUCCAGCACCAGACAACAGCUGUGUCAAGGAUGGCAAGUGUAUCCACGACCUGGACAUGGACCUGACAGCAGGUGACGUCACCCCACUAACAGACACGGAGGAGACCAAGACUGGAGCCUGCUCUGCAUGUUCAGUGGUGUAACGUACACUACAGGCAGAGGUUGUGGUCAAACAAAAUGCCAUGCAGACAUUUUCAUACCAUCAUCAUUCCACAACACAUAAAGCACCUAUUAUUUGUGCUGGAAUCUUAAAAUUGCUUUGGAAAAGCCCCAAAUGUAGGGCUGUCAGAGCUGAGCUAUUGAUAUCAAGCAUAAGUGUUUUUUUUUUAAACAUUUCUUUGUGGCAACCACUAUUUGUGCACAACAUGCUUUGUCAAUAUACUGGACAGCAUCCAAAUUACCUUGUAACAACGUUAUUGUUAGGUACCCCAGCUGUCAUUUCAUAUCAGAGUGAACAAAGCUCUAAAGCAACUUUGUACAUACUGAAACUGGAUGUGAUCUAUCUGGUAGGGGAUAUUUAUUUGGGACAGUUGCAAAUUUUGUUCUGCUUUUGGAGAUUACAUGUUGUUGUGAUUCCACUUAGCUUUCCUUUUCAAUAUAUGUUGUUGCAGCUUGUCUAGCAGAUAGACGUAAAGGGGGCACAUGGUCUUCCAACAAGCUAGCAGUGCCCUACAUGUAUGUGUAAAGCCACAUCCUUGUACAGAUACAAUGUUAGAUAUUUUCUUCCAUAUCCCAGCAAAUGGUAGCCUGGGUACCAUCCGGAAAGUAGUUCGCUCUGACGUUCAUUAUAUACAGUCGCUUCUAGCUCUGACAUACAUUGUACACUACAUACAGUCGCUUCUCUGUGUUUUCGUCUGGGAACGCGGGCCAUCUUAACGUCUGGAAUCGUCCAAAUGUUGGACGCAGGCGCUGAUUGGUCCCUACACAUGAGAGAAUUACGCAAUGUGUCCAAGCGAUCGUUCGAACAGACGUUCCAACACCGGACAAGCCCUCCGUCCGCUUGCGCGAGGGCCUGUUGUCAUCGAACGAGCGCUCUAGGACCAAUUCCUUACUUCGCUCAUUAACUGAUGUCAUUGACGUAACCACCAAAGAGUUUGAAUGUGCUGUCUCCAGACAGAUAGCAGAAGCGAACAUAGGAGCGAACUACUAUCUGCGGAUGGUACCCAGGCUAAGCAAAUGAGGCUUAUUGAAGAAUAUACAUGUAUAUGGAAAAGAUGCAUCUAAGCCAAUGUGCCGUUCCUGUGUAAUACUUUUAAAACCAUUCCACCUUGGAAAAAAGAGACAGCUAUUUUUCCAUGUAACAAUCCUAGUCAAGGCUAGUCGUCAUAGUAAAUUUGCUGCUAGCAUAGUUGUGUUGCUGAACCCAGUACAUGUAACAAGAUCUGUGGCAUCCAUACUGUUCACUUGUUUAGUCAUGCUCUAGUAUUCAGUAUUGAUCAGGCCUCUCAAACUUAUUUCACCUCUGGGUACAUUGGUCCAAGGUUUCGUCAUGAGAGGUACAAUGGAAUAUCCCAGGCUAUUGUAUGUUGCUUGUCAAGAAACACAAACUUUCCAUUACACAAGCAGCAUAUUUUGUUCAUUAACAACAUGGUAAAAAUGUUUGAAGCAACACUGGUAGCUUCAAAUUUGCAAAGACCACCAAAAUUCAGAACAUCUGGUAUGUUUUCAUUGUUGAAAAUGUGUAUUAUGCCAGAAGAAUUGUUAAUAGAGUGAAACUUCCUCUUUUCAAAUGUCCACUCACAUGUAAGACUUCCAACAUUUGGCUCUUGAAAUUCAAAGGGACCAUUUUGUGUUUAGUGUAGAGUGACUAGAUGAAAUGAGGACAGCCAGGUAUCUAUGCAUGUUAAAUCCUAUAUAAAUUGUACAGGGAUACGCAGAAAUAUUUCAAAAUAUAUAUUUCUUCCA
Branchiostoma floridae (Florida lancelet) is the source of this 3119-nucleotide messenger RNA. RefSeq names its product ras-related protein Rab-15-like. The transcript is spliced from 8 exons. NCBI's taxonomy places the organism in Eukaryota, Metazoa, Chordata, Leptocardii, Amphioxiformes, Branchiostomatidae. Gene Ontology annotation, molecular function: GTPase activity; GTP binding. The record is from RefSeq and is a predicted model, not a curated record. Bases 689 to 1357 code for a protein of 222 amino acids.